CCAAACACCGAAGCUCUUAUAAAAGCAUGCACUUGACACUUACUAGGCCAUAGCAUCAUAAGCUUGGAAGAACCUCGCUGAAGAGUUAAGGAGAGAAAACAUCAACAUCAAACCAAACCAUAAAGAUGAAGCCCAUUGACGACAAACAAGAGACAGUGACGAUAAGAACGGUGAGCCACGACGAGGAAGGGAAAAAGAGGGUGGAGAAGACAGAGCUUAGCACUCACAACAUCGACACUAUAAGGUACGUCGAGAAGAAGCUCAUCAACAAGGGUGUCCAGCGACAGGACCGCCACCCCGCCGACGGCAUCGGAAUCAGCCGGCCACCGCCAAAGUCCGGCCACGGCGGCAAGUUCACGUGGGAGGGCCCUGCUACAGUGGAGAAUAGCGAACUCAUGGCGGCGCCGGCGGCCAUGGACGAGGGAGACCCCAACUAUGUGGACUGGGAAGAGAACGGAGAAGAGGCGUCGGAGUUAGUUGUUGGGGAGGUGGAAGUGUCCAAGGUUGCUCAGGAACACGAUGGGCUUGCUAGAGUUGACGUUGAUCCUCGCUUGCAAGUUAACUAAUUAACCAUCAUCGUCGGUUGAUUUGUUUCGUGUAAUCGUGUAUGGGUUCGCUGAUCUAUGUUUAAUCAAUCUUGUUAAGUUUGGGUUUUGA
This is a messenger RNA of Glycine soja, 657 nucleotides long. RefSeq lists its product as uncharacterized. The coding region runs from base 126 to 566 and encodes 146 amino acids. The transcript has a single exon. NCBI's taxonomy places the organism in Eukaryota, Viridiplantae, Streptophyta, Magnoliopsida, Fabales, Fabaceae. The record is from RefSeq and is a predicted model, not a curated record.